UAGAAACACAAAACAGCUGGCUGCAGGCUGGCCCGGUAGCUAAUCGGAACAACAAACUAGCUAAAAACUUACAAAAGUAUAAACUAAACAACUACAGAAGUAAUAAGUGAUCAGAACGAGUAAAAAUUAAUCGAAAGACGUGUGUAAAAGUUAUUUUAUAAUUUCACAAUUUAUUGGUUCAACUAUAACAAGUACUAAAUAGAGAAUUUAAUGCAUCAGCAUUAAUUCCACCAGUUCCCCACAUUAUUUUUUUCGUUUUAUUAUGAAAAAUUUAUACUAAAUCAUGAUAGAACUUCCUCGUAUAACACGAGCUCUAAGAGCACACACAGAACUUGAUAAACCUCGAUGUCUGAAGCCGACAGAUACAAAUGCAGUCGUCAAUUUGCCAAAAAAAGAAAGGUACAAGUCUUACAUAGAUAUUUACAACUAUUUAAAACAAAAUAACCAAGAUUCAUUGUUAUCAAAUCUGAGUGAACUAAAGGAGGCAUGUAAACUACUAGCAGGGGGUGAAAGUGAUGAUUUAGCUGAAGAUGCUGCUGUUAUGACCCUGAGAAUGUUUAUGGAUCAUGACAUAGUGAUGCUUAAACAUCUCUCUCAACUUCGACAGACUUUCGGAAAUGUUCAAUCGUCUACUGUCAACACAAUCUGUCAGAUAGUUAUGUCAAUAUCAAAUGAAUUAAGUGAUAAAGAUAAAGAAUAUAUUAAAAAAGAAACAAGUGAAGAAACAGUCGAAUUAAAACUGUGGGGUGAUCAUAUACAAUGUAACAAUAUACCAUAUAAACCUAUCAAGAAGCCUCUUCCAAAGUUGACCAAGAAACGGGCAACAGAUAGUGUCUUUGUUAAUGAAUUUUCAAUGAAGUAUGAUAGUACUAUGGAUAAGAGAAAUGUAGUAAAGGUCCCUAAACCUCUACAGGAACCUAAGUUUGGAAAGGUGUGGUUAGAGAACAAAGUAAGAGAACUCUAUGAAAACUCAUCACAGAUGUCCAGCGCUGAUGUUUUACAAUCGAUAAUAACAUUCCUAAAUUCUCCUCGGUCUAAUGAUGAAAUGCAGAAUGAUCUGUUUGAGUUACUAGGCUUUGAUCAAUUUGAAUUUAUACAAGAAGUUCUUCAACACCGUCGGGACAUAACUGAUAGUCUAAGAGCACCUAUACAAGAGCCAACUAUUGAGGAAAUGGCUGCACUCCUUCCCGAAAACAAAAUGCCUCAGUACCUAUGUCAAGUGUCAGUUCGUUCGGAACAGGAGAAGUUGCUGGCAAAUCUAAUCAGAAAGAAAGAGAAAAAGAUGAAGAACAAGAAGACAGAUAAUGAAGAAGAUGAGCCGGAAAUUAAUGUUGCCCAGCUACGUGCUAGGAGAUUGGCAGAGCUCACAAAACCGGUGGUGCCGUUUUCUUCAUCAAAGAGCAACGUAGAUCCGAUAUUACAGAAAAUAUCGUAUUUCCAAACAAAAGUGCAAUACCCCAACGUGUAUGAUUCGUCUAUAAACGCUAAGAAUUCAGCAGGUUUCGUAUCUGGCAUGAAGCUAAUGCUUCCUGAGAACGCAAUACGGAAAGACACAAAAGAGUAUGAAGAAGUUAUUAUACCUAAAACGGAACAAUCUGCUUUGGAAGUUGGCAACGUUCGUGUUCCAAUAUCUGCUUUGGAUGCGAUCGGACAAAUGGCUUUUGAGAACAUACAGCAAUUGAACCGUAUACAAUCUGUCGUGUUCAACACGGCGUACAACACUAAUGAGAAUUUGCUGAUCUGCGCUCCCACGGGCGCGGGGAAGACAAACAUUGCGCUGUUGACUGUCGUACAUGAGAUCAAGCAGCAUAUUGAGAACGAUGUCAUCAUGAAGAAUAAGUUUAAGAUAAUCUACAUAGCGCCUAUGAAAGCGCUCGCGUCAGAAAUGACGGCCAGUUUUGGCAAGCGGCUGCAGUCACUCGGGGUCUCGGUACGGGAGCUGACAGGAGAUAUGAAGCUCACCAAGACGGAGGUGCAGCAAACGCAGAUGAUAGUCACCACACCGGAGAAGUGGGAUGUCGUUACCAGGAAAGGAGCCACGGACACAGAGCUAGCGUCUAUUGUCAAACUGCUGAUCAUCGACGAGGUUCACUUGUUGCACGGUGAUCGGGGUCCGAUAGUAGAGGCAAUCGUAGCGAGGACCCUGCGGCAAGUGGAGUCCACACAGAACAUGAUUCGGAUCGUUGGACUUUCGGCAACACUGCCGAACUAUGUCGACGUUGCUAGAUUCCUUCGAGUGAAUCCAAACAUCGGUCUAUUCUACUUCGACUCUCGCUUCCGACCGGUGCCACUUGAGCAGCAGUUCAUUGGAGUCAAGGAUGUCGGUGGUGGAGGGAUGGCAUACUUACGACAGAUGCAACAAAUGAACGAGAUCUGCUACGAUAAAGCGUCAGACAUGGUGCAGAAAGGUCACCAGGUGAUGGUGUUUGUACACGCACGGAACGCUACCCACCAGACCGCCAUGGUAUUGAAAGAGUUGGCACAGAAGAAGGGACACCUCAAAUACUUUGAACCGGAGGAUUCUGCUGGUUUCCUGAAGGCUAAGAAAUCCAUCGCAAGCAGUCCCAACAAACAACUAAGCGAGCUGUUUGCGUCUGGAUUCGCCUGCCAUCACGCCGGCAUGCUAAGGAGCGAUCGGAAUAUGGUUGAAAAAUACUUCGGGGAAGGCUACAUAAAGGUGUUGGUAUGUACAUCGACCCUAGCAUGGGGAGUCAACUUGCCCGCACACGCCGUUAUUAUUAGAGGCACAGAAAUCUACGACCAGAGUCAUGGUACGUUCGUCGAUCUCAGUAUACUGGAUGUGCUACAAAUAUUCGGCAGAGCUGGUCGACCGCAGUUCGACUCGUCCGGCACGGGAGUCAUUAUUACAACGCACGACAAACUGUCGCACUAUCUCAAGACUAUGACCAACCAAUUCCCAAUUGAGAGCAACUUCAUCAAUCUGCUUGCGGAUAAUUUGAAUGCUGAGGUGGCGCUGGGCACAGUUACAAAUAUCGACGAGGCAGUGGAAUGGCUGAGUUACACCUAUCUCUUCGUUCGGAUGAGGAUCAAUCCACAGGUGUAUGGACUAACGUACAGUGACGUCCAAGAAGACCCCAUGUUGGAAGGGAAACGACGAGAGUUGAUAACGAGCGCCGCCAUGACACUUGAUAAGACGCAAAUGUUGCGGUACAACGAGCGUACUGGCGACCUCAACGUUACUGAUUUAGGAAGAACAGCGAGCCACUAUUACAUAACCUGCGAGACGAUGGAGGUAUUCAACUCUAUGGUACGCAAGUCAAUGACUCAAGGAUACGUCUUGGAAAUGCUUACGAGAUGCUCUGAUUUUCAACAACUGAAGAUCCGGAAGGAAGAAAUAACUGAAUUAUGGAAUCUAAAAGACCAAUACUGUGAGCUGCAUAUAGAGGACCCGCCGGAGGAUAUACACUGGAAGAUAAAUAUCUUGCUGCAGACUUAUCUGUCGAGAGGGAGGGUCAACGCUUCCUCAUUACAGUCAGACUUGAAUUAUAUUAGUCAGAAUGCAGUUCGUAUAGUGCGUGCCUUAUUCGAGAUAACCUUGCGUAAGAACAACGCAUACAUGGCGGGCCUGUACCUCAAGAUGGCGAAGAUGAUGGAACUGCAGCUGUGGGACUUCUACAGUGACAUGCGACAGUUCAACUGUUUCCCCAACGACAUACUGAAGCACCUAGAGUAUCCUAUGCUAAAGCCUGACCAGAUAAGAGACAUGGAUUGGAGGGAAGUUGGUGACUUAGUACGCAAUCCGAAGGCGGCCCACCACGUCAAGAAAUGUGCGGAUGAAUUCCCCUUGCUCGACAUGGAGGCAUCUCUACACCCCAUCACUAGGACUGUGCUUCGAAUACGACUGACUAUUGUACCUAAUUUCAAAUGGAAUGACAAGUUCCACGGGAAGGCACCCGAAGCGUUCUGGAUAUGGGUGGAGGACCCCGAGAGCGAUAUUAUGUACUAUCACGAGUAUUUCCUCAUUACUAAGAAACAAGUUAUAACGCGGGAGCCACAAGAGCUGGUGAUAACAAUACCCAUAUGUGAACCACUACCACCACAGUACUAUAUACGAGCGACUUCCGAAAGAUGGCUUGGAUCGGAAAGUGUGUUGCCGCUUACAUUCCAACAUUUAAUACUACCGGAGACUCAUCCCCCUCACACAGAUCUAUUAGAACUGCAGCCGCUACCGGUGACAGCCCUAAAUAAAACGUCGUUCGAAAUGCUAUACAACUUCACUCAUUUCAACCCGAUACAGACGCAAAUAUUCCAUUGUCUCUACCACACCGACCAUAAUGUGCUGUUGGGCGCACCCACCGGCUCUGGCAAGACUAUUGUAGCUGAGGUUGCCAUGUUCAGGGUUUUCAAUACAUAUCCGAAAUGCAAGGUCGUCUACAUUGCACCUCUUAAAGCUCUGGUCAAAGAGAGGAUUAAAGACUGGAAGGUCAGACUAGAAGAGCGUCUGGGUAUGAGCGUGGUUGAACUGACAGGGGACGUAUCUCCCGACAUAAGGGCAAUCAAACGUGCGAAAGUGAUUGUGACGACCCCGGAGAAAUGGGACGGAAUCAGUCGGUCUUGGCAGACCCGGAACUACGUCCAGGAUGUGGCGUUGAUCGUCAUUGACGAGAUACAUCUGUUAGGGGAGGACAGGGGCCCCGUAUUAGAAGUCAUUGUGUCUAGAACGAACUUCAUCGGAUCUCAUACUUCGCGACGAUUGCGAAUUAUCGGCUUGUCUACUGCACUCGCGAAUGCCAAGGACUUGGCGAACUGGCUAAACAUCGGGGAAAUAGGACUUUAUAACUUUAGACCUUCGGUGCGGCCGGUGCCUUUGGAGGUGCACAUAUCGGGACACCCCGGGAGACACUAUUGUCCUCGCAUGAUGUCCAUGAACAAGCCCACCUUCCAAGCGAUACGCACGCAUUCGCCGGCGGCGCCCGCACUCGUCUUCGUGUCCAGUAGGAGACAGACAAGACUAACAGCGCUAGACCUCAUAGCUUAUUUAGCAGCAGAAGAAAACCCGAAGCAAUGGCUGCAUAUGAAAGAAUCUGAAAUGGAACAGAUAUUGUCGAACAUUCGCGAGUCGAACCUCAAGUUGACGCUCGCUUUCGGCAUCGGGAUCCACCACGCCGGUUUGCACGAGAAAGAUCGUACGACUGUCGAAGAGCUGUUUAUAAAUCAGAAAAUACAAGUCUUGAUAUGCACAGCUACCCUGGCGUGGGGAGUGAACUUCCCCGCUCAUUUGGUCGUCAUCAAAGGCACCGAGUACUUCGAUGGAAAACAGAAGAGAUACGUCGACAUGCCCAUCACAGACGUGUUGCAGAUGAUGGGCAGAGCUGGUAGACCACAGUAUGACAACGAAGGUGUGGCUGUAGUUUUGGUUCACGAUCAGAAGAAGAAUUUCUACAAGAAAUUCCUUUACGAGCCGUUCCCUGUUGAGUCGAGCUUGUUACAAGUGUUGGCCGACCAUCUCAACGCCGAGAUUGUGGCUGGCACUGUCCGCUCCAAACAAGAUAUACUGGACUAUUUAACGUGGACUUACUUCUUCCGGAGACUGAUGCGGAACCCUUCCUACUAUAAUUUGGAAAGCUUAGAGCCACAAGAUGUCAACUACUACCUGUCUAACUUGGUUCAGACGUCUGUGGAAGCGCUCUUUGACGCGGGGUGUGUUGAGAUACAGGAGGACGAACGCACAAUUGAGACUACGUGGAAAGGUCGUAUUGCAUCCUACUACUAUCUGUCGCAUAAGACAAUGACGCACUUCACUCGAAACUUGCAUCGAGAUCUAGACAUAGACGCAUUGCUGCGUGUGCUGUCUGAUUGUGAGGAGUACGCCACCCUGCCUGUCAGACACAACGAGGACGUUCUUAACGGAGAACUAUCCCAAUCAUGCCGACUCCCUGUGGAUUCAUUAUCUCUGGACUCAUCCCAUGUGAAAACAUUCCUGUUGCUGCAAGCGCAUUUGACACGACUGCCACUGCCAAACACCGACUACCUUACCGACACCAAAUCUGUACUGGAUCAGACUGUCAGGAUCAUUCAGGCAAUGAUAGACACGUCGGCGGAACACGGCUGGCUGUCUGUGUGUCUGUCCUGUCAGAUGUUGAUGCAGAGUAUCGUGCAAGCGCGCUGGCCCGCCGACUCACCCUUGACCACUCUGCCGCACAUCGAGCCGCAGCAUCUGUACAUGUUCACCCAGAUGACUAGGGACACGAACAAGCCGUGUACUGUGCUCAACGGUCUGAAGGUGUCCAUGAGGAGCUACGAGGGACUGGCGAGGUAUCUUCGGCGGGAGUUUGAUGAAAACCAAAUUGAGCAGAUAUAUAAGGCAAUUAACGACCUACCUACGCUAGACAUAAAGUUGUUUGUCCGUGGGUUAUGGUUCGACAGCGACGGAGAACAACAAAAGCCCGUGCGCCAGCCAAUGACCAGAGACCAGUGGAUACCCCUACAUGCUGAUCAGGAGUACACGCUAGUGUUGGAGAUGCACCGUCGCGGAGGUAACCCGAACUCCGUCAUGUGUCCCAGAUUCCCGCGCGCCAAGAACGAGGGAUACUUCGUCACACUCGGCACCGUGGAGUACGGGGAACUACACGCGCUCAAACGAACGCCGCCGAGAGGCACCGCGCAGAUUACCUUCUAUACGCCUUCUAACACAGGUCGUAUCAUCUACACCAUAUACAUAAUGAGCGACAGCUACCUGGGACUCGAUCAACAAUACGAUCUUCAUUUUGAAAUUAUUGACGCCAUACCACCAGAAACUGUAGAACGAGCGUAUGAACCAGAUAAAUUGUUGUUGGAAUAAAUUGUAUAAUAAAUUAUAUAUUGUUUAUACUGUU
Molecule: messenger RNA, 6836 nt
Organism: Leptidea sinapis
Lineage: Eukaryota; Metazoa; Arthropoda; Insecta; Lepidoptera; Pieridae
Gene: obe
Product: activating signal cointegrator 1 complex subunit 3
Exons: 39
Coding region: 284-6802 (2172 amino acids)
Cellular component (GO): nucleus
Molecular function (GO): ATP binding; RNA binding; ATP hydrolysis activity
Source: RefSeq, a predicted model, not a curated record